AUGGAUUUAAUCAAGAAAAGAUUAUCCGAUAUUGAAAGAAUAGAAAGUCAAAAUUACAAAACCAAGCAACAAAAUAAAUUUGCCAGAGAUGGUCUUAAACAAUUUUCAAAUUUUGAUACAAAUAAUAUUUUAAAAGAGAGUAAGUUAAAACAACCAAGAAAAAGACGUUUUAAAAAACGGACACGACCUGCGGAGAAUAAUUUAGUUGUUAAUCUAUCGUCAACAGAAUUAACCAACUCAGAAGAAAAAUUAUUAAGUAGAGGUCUUAACUUCUGUCCUAUACCAGCAAACAUUAACAACCUACAACUGGAGACAGAUGUGGAUCAAUUUGCUAGACGCCUUCGCCUAAAAGAACAUUUUAAUAGGCAACACAAAAAAAACUUACAAGAAGCCGGAAUGAAUGAUUCGGAAUAUGAGAGUGAUAAAGAGGACAAGUGCAUCCCAAGAUUCAAAAAGAAAAGCGAAUGGAAUCCACCAAGGAGUAAGAACGACAAUUUAGAAUCCUUUAUAUCAUCAAUUAAAACUGAAGUAAAAUCAUCAGUCAGUGGCAAACGUUUAAGGAAUCUCUCUGAACAAGAAAGCCAGGCCAUAAAUAAUUUAAAAAGUCGUGAUGAUAUUGUUAUUAAACAAGCAGACAAAGGAAGUGCAGUUGUAGUGAUCAACACAACCGACUACAUUGAAGAAGGGAAUCGUCAGCUUUCAAAUACAAAAUUUUACAAACAUUUAGAAAGUGAUCCUACAAAAGAAAUAAGUAAACAAAUUAAUGAGGUCCUUUCAGACAUGAACAGCAAAAAACAUAUUGAUGACGACACGUACGACUAUCUACGACCUGAUGAAACCUGCACAGCCGGUCGAUUUUACUUGCUCCCAAAACUCCAUAAAGAAGGGAUUCCGGGAAGACCGAUAGUAUCUGCAAAUGGCCAUCCAACCGAAAAAAUAUCUGAAUUCGUGGAUUACCAUCUCAGACCACAUGUUAGAACAAUGCCAUCUUACAUUCAAGAUACUACAGAUUAUUUGAAGAAAAUGGAUUCAUUAAACCCCUUACCAAACAACACAAUUUUGGUAUCGAUGGAUGUGUCUUCUUUGUACACAAAUAUUCCCAAAAAUGAAGGAAUAGUCGCUUGUGAACAGGUAUGGAACAAUCGUAAGGAUAAACAUCCCCCAACAGACUGUCUGGUUCAGUUGCUGAGACUAGUGCUUGAAAACAACAAUUUUGUAUUCAACGACCAGCACUACUUGCAGGUUGACGGUACCAGUAUGGGAACCAAAAUGGCACCUUCUUUUGCCAACAUUUUCAUGGGGAGUCUCGAAGAACGCAUCCUUUCGAAUGUACCAUACAAACCCUUGUCUUGGCUCCGUUAUAUUGAUGACAUCGACAUCAAAUGGAACGAAACUGCAGAACGCCUGCAAGAAUUUCUCGAUUUCUGUAACAACUUUCAUCAAUCGAUCAAGUUCACAUCUGAAGUUUCAAUUGAGAAAAUUGCGUUUCUCGACACCACCAUAACUUUAGAAAACGGAGUCAUGACAACAGACCUUCACACCAAAAAAACUGAUAAACACCAAUUUCUCUCUCCGAAGAGUUGUCACCCGAAACACUGCUCCCGGAGCAUUCCGUACAGCCAAGCCAUCAGGUUAAAACGGAUUUGUUUAUCGGAAUCAAAGUUAAACCAUCGUUUAGGGCAACUCAGACAGCAACUCAAAUCAAGAGGUUAUAAGAACAAAAGUAUUUCAGAAGCUUUCAGAAAAGCAAACGAAAAAGAACGAACAAACCUACUUGAAUACAAAGAAAAGACGGCCCAGACAAAUAAAAUCCCGUUUGUUGUUAGCUUUCAUCCUCAUCUGACAAAUAUUUCAUCAAUUGUCCACAAACACUGGCGUCUUAUUGAAAAUGAUCCUUCCUUAAGCGAGAUUUUUCCAUCACCUCCCGUUAUGGCUUACCGCAGACCAAAAAACCUCAAAGAUAUUCUAGUAUCAUCCAAAGUAUCUAAACGGGAGAUAUCAACAAUCGGAGGUUAA
Messenger RNA from Mytilus trossulus (common blue mussel), 2016 nucleotides. RefSeq lists its product as uncharacterized. The transcript has a single exon. The coding region runs from base 1 to 2016 and encodes 671 amino acids. NCBI's taxonomy places the organism in Eukaryota, Metazoa, Mollusca, Bivalvia, Mytilida, Mytilidae. The record is from RefSeq and is a predicted model, not a curated record.